This is a messenger RNA of Peromyscus californicus insignis, 760 nucleotides long. Its product is annotated as resistin-like gamma. Bases 268 to 612 code for a protein of 114 amino acids. NCBI's taxonomy places the organism in Eukaryota, Metazoa, Chordata, Mammalia, Rodentia, Cricetidae. Gene Ontology annotation, molecular function: hormone activity. Gene Ontology annotation, cellular component: extracellular region. The transcript has 4 exons. The record is from RefSeq and is a predicted model, not a curated record.
GAAUCUUGUGUAAGUUUCAGCUUUUCAAAACAAGUGAAGAGGGUUGACUUCCUCAGUCUUAUGAACCUCACCUCUUCUUCUUUAGACAAGUGUCUUAAUUCACAGGAAAUUGCUAUACAAGACAUCCGGGCUGUCAAAAUGUACUGAAAGUGUUUACCCCAUUGAGGUGUGCUUGUAUAUAUUAAGGGUGCCCAGGUCAGCCAUCCCACAGUGUAUGAAAGCAUCUCAUCUGGUUAAGCCCUGGAACCACUCCUGAGCUUCUGGACAAUGACUUUCAACAGGAUGAAGACUACAAUCUGCUCCCUUCUCAUCACCAUCUCCCUUCUCCAGCUGAUGAUCCCAGUGAACACUGAGACCUUAGAUUCUCUCCUGGAGAAAAAGAUCAAGGAAUUGGGCUGUGGAGGUGAGUGUACCUCCACUGUGACUAGGACUCUCUCCUGCACUAGUGUGACAGAUAGAAGCAGACUAGCCUCCUGUCCUGCUGGGAUGGCUGUCACUGGCUGUGCUUGCGGCUAUGGCUGUGGAUCAUGGGACAUCCGCAAUGGAAAUACUUGCCACUGUCAGUGUUCAGUCAUAGACUGGACCACUGCCCGCUGCUGCCAACUGGCCUGAGAAGGAGGAGGCUGACAACCCAGUUUUGAAAUGACGACUAUAUCCAAACUGCAAUCUCAACUUGGACACCUGGCUCAUGUCCCCUUAAUGAAUUCAUAUUACCCAGUAAUCCUGCUUCUUGGAAAAUAAAGACAAAAUUUCACCUGCC